This is a messenger RNA of Schistocerca cancellata (South American locust), 3541 nucleotides long. It is a transcript of the gene trus, whose product is annotated as programmed cell death protein 2-like. The transcript is spliced from 4 exons. The record is from RefSeq and is a predicted model, not a curated record. NCBI's taxonomy places the organism in Eukaryota, Metazoa, Arthropoda, Insecta, Orthoptera, Acrididae. Gene Ontology annotation, cellular component: cytoplasm. The coding region runs from base 31 to 1383 and encodes 450 amino acids.
UUUGUACUGAAUAUUUUAUGUUGCAGGAAAAUGGCCAGGAAAGGUGGUAGAGUUUUAUUGGGUUUCGAAGAUGAGAUAAUCACAGAAAAACACAAGUCUUUUGUUAAUUUUACAACAAAUAAAAUCGGUGGUAAACCGGAUUGGCCAUGCGAUGGAAUUCCGACUCCGUCGUGUCAGUUGUGUGGUCUCGUACUUCCACUGAUCGUACAGAUUUAUGCUCCACUCGAAAAUUCUCCGUACCACAGAACUUUAUAUAUUUUUGGUUGCAUAAAUCCAAACUGCUGGAAUCAAAGCGAAAGCUGGAUCUGUGUGCGUAGCCAAACAGUUGAUACUGCUUCUGAUACUGGUGUUGCCUCACCAGCAGUCACUGUCAAUACUGGAACUACUACUGACUGGUGCCAAGAGGCUGAUGAUUGGGAUGAUGACAACAAUGUUAACAACAAUGAAGAAAAUGGUAAUGUAAUAGCUUGCAUAAAAAAUGUGGAGAGCUGUGAACAUGUGUCAGAUGAUGAUAAUGAAAUGGAAGAUAAUCAGUGUGACCUGAGAAUGCAGCUUGGGAAUCUGAACCUCGAUGAAAGGAAUGCCAAUUGUGGAGAACUGAAGGGCGGAGCAGGAAUUCAGGAAGGAGGAGCUGUUGGAUGUCUCAUUUCUCCAGCAGCUACAGCAGAGAUAGAAGGAGAUGAAGGUGAAGUGGUCAGCAUUGAUACACCAACAGCCCCUCAACAUGACCUUAUAGCAUUGCUUCAAGAAACAGCACCUUUGCCAGCAGUUCUCAGAAACUCAAGUGAAGCAAGUGGACAACGAAUGCCAUCAUCCUGUUCACUUGAAUUUGCUCCCUACUUCAUAAGUGUUGAUGAGGAGAAUUUGGGUGGUUCGCCAUCAAUUACUCCUCUUUCAGAACAUGUCCGAGAAUUGUUGCAAGAGUAUCAGCAAAAUAGUGAGGAAGGUUCAUUUAGUCCAGAGCAAGAAAAAAUGGUUUCCGUGGGUCAAGGUGACCAGUUAACACAAGAAAAAUAUGAAAAAAGUAUUCCAGCCCAUGGCGAUAAAAUGUUCCAUCAGUUCCUGCUUCGCAUACAGCGUAAUCCAGGUCAGAUUAUAAGGUAUUGCCGAGAAGGUGGUGGGCCAUUAUUGCUGCAGCCAGUGAAUGAAUCACCAGCAAGGUGUUCACAUUGUCUUGGUGAUAUGAUGUUUGAGCUGCAGCUGCUACCUACACUGAUUCCUCGACUACGUUUAACAGUAGCUUGUUCAGGAGAGGGUGUGUCUUCAAGUUCCCAUGUAGAAUAUGGAACUGUGCUUAUAUUUACGUGUCGUCGCAGUUGCUGGUCUGCUGGAGACUCAUUCCGUAAUGAGCGCAUCAUUGUUCAGUCUGAAAAUGUCAUUUAGGGAAACAGAUGUAGCACUGUAUAAUUUUGACAGGCAUUCUUUUGUCUUUACACUUUGAGAGGUGAGGAACACCUUUGCCAGACAGUGUUUUCCAGUCCUUCUCAAUGAACCUAGUCUACAUAACUCUUUAUGCAUUAUUUGUCAUUGGGUGUAAUCUGUUGCCAUAUGAAGCUGACUUUACUCUUUCUUUUUUUUCCCUAGAUAAGUGAUAUCAUGAUUUUUAAUGUCCAGUAAAGUUUUCAGAAACAGUGGCUCAUAUACUCUCUGAAGAUGCAGCUGGGAGAGUAAGGGCAAAGUGGAGCAUGUCAGUGCAAGAGCCUGAUGUUGAGGUCUCAGACUGGAAGGUAGAAACAGAGAUAAUACAGACACAAAUAUUGGUAAAAAGUAUGUGCUACUACCUUUUAAUAGUUGGAUGGGGUGGUUAAAAGUGUGUGUUUCUGGAUGUGACUGUUUUGUCAUAUCCAUAUACUGUAUUUGUUUUAAAGGAUCUGUCAGCACACAAAUUUUUACCUGUGCUCUGGUUUUUUCAAUCCAAGUGAACUCUAAAUCUAGUCCAAGUGAACUCUAAAUCUAGCACACUUCAGCCUUUUGAUUAGCUUGUUCACUCACAAAAAGUACUGUUUUAAAAUGACAUUAUUAUUGAAGUUUUUUCAUAAGAAAUGCAUUAUUGAAUGUGUUACCACAACUUAAAAUUAGAUGAAGUAUCCAAAAUAGUGUCUUUAUUGCUGUUUGCUUGUAGUAUGUCCCAUUUUUUCUUCUUCUUCUUUUGUAAUCUGUAGAUUCCAGAUCUGUAAAUUUCAGGAUACUUGUACAAUUAAUGUAUUAUUACUAUUUAUAGUAAAGUGUUAUGGAUUCUAAUUAUUGUCAAAAUGAGAUUUUGUUUAUGUUGUUGUGUUUGCUUGAAAGGUCAUCUUAAAAAGAAUGAAGAACUGGACAUUCAUGCGAUUUUGCCAUUAUGUGAGCUGUGUGUGAAAUUUUUUUAACCAGCAAAUAGCAAUAAAUGUAUGGUAGCUUAAUAUAUAAUUAGUUUAUUCGUCUGUUUCAACAGUUCUGGCACUGACUCACUUGUCCAGCUGCAUGUAAAAUACUUUUCAAGAAAUAGAACAAGAUUUCAUGAGAGGUUUUUUCUUUAGAAUUUUUUUCUCAGAUGGAUUAAUAAUGUUUAAACAUAUAGGUAUUUCAUUCUGCAACAUAUUCAUGUAUUAGUAAUGAUCAACAGAAGUCAGUUUAUAUUUAUAAAGCUUAAAAUUCGUUAGGAAAGAAAAAAAUGUAUAUUUAGACUUGCUAGAGUACCUGUUCUCCAUUUUAUUGAAUGGUAGCUAGAAUUUAAUGUUUUACUGACUGAAUGGGUGGAUUUUUGUCUGAUGUCAAUCCCUCCACAUAAUUGAAGGGCUUAAGAAAGUUUGUAAAUAAAUUGUAAAAGUGUUCAUUGUAUUAUCUUGAGGAUAAUAGACUCGAAAAGCUACCUGAAGGAAGAAAUCAGUAAUGCACCAAACUUGAAUGAACAAUUUCAAGUGCUGCACUGAUGGACAAUGGGAACUUAAGUGCAUUAGAAAAAUAAUGAUUUUAAUGCACAAAAUUUUUCCACGAGCUUCAGAAUGAUCCUUGAGGACUUGUCAAAUAUUGCUUGACAACUAUAAAAGUGCUCAACCUGUUGUAACUAUACUGUGAUGUAUAAUAAACAUCUAGGGAGCGUAAGAAACACGUCUAGUCAAAAAAACCUAGAUCGUACUGCAAAAGGAUCAUUGUGGGAGGAGCUAUAUUGAUAAGUUAUGAAUUUUAUGUAUGUAACUAUAAUAUACUAGAAAAGUAGAAGGCCCUUUGGCACAUGAAAGUGAUAGUGAAAUUGGUAAUUUAUGAAAGUAUACCAGAAAAUAUUAUUAUAUAGCAGAAACAAUAAUAUUUAUCUUUUUAAUUGAAAUAAUAAUAAUAAUAACCUGUAAUCAGACAUUGUUGCUCAUAUUGAAAGUUGUUGGAUACAGAAUUCUAACAUUUCGUUUGCAUUGCUCUGAUACAUUUUACCAAUACAUUAGUUUUAAUAGGACUUGUUUGACAUUAUGUGUUGGCAUCUUAUUUUAGUUGCAGCACAGAUGUUAGACUUUUGCUUUUGUGUGGAACUAAUCAUUCCAGUUUUUAUAGGUAUGCACAAUCACACGAA